Molecule: messenger RNA, 1933 nt
Organism: Myotis myotis
Lineage: Eukaryota; Metazoa; Chordata; Mammalia; Chiroptera; Vespertilionidae
Gene: CEBPG
Product: CCAAT enhancer binding protein gamma
Exons: 2
Coding region: 999-1448 (149 amino acids)
Biological process (GO): regulation of transcription by RNA polymerase II; DNA-templated transcription
Molecular function (GO): RNA polymerase II cis-regulatory region sequence-specific DNA binding; DNA-binding transcription factor activity, RNA polymerase II-specific
Source: RefSeq, a predicted model, not a curated record
CCCGCCGCUCGCGUGGGCGCGGGCCCAGCCCGAGGAGACCCAGAGCGGCCGGCAGGCUGGGCAGGCCCCGCGCAGCCGGCGUCGCGGGCGGCGGCCCCGCGCGGCGUCUGAUGCAACCUGCGGGCAACACCCGGCGGACCUGUGAGCUCAUCCCUGGCUGCCGCCCAGCGCCACGGCGCCACCCGCGGACCCCCGCGCUCCCCCGGGCGCCCCUCGCCGCGGGCCCGGGACGGGAUGGAAGGCGAGAUGCGCCCCCUCCAGAACCCAGCUCUGUGCGAACUGUGCGGUGUGACAAGUCCGGCUCGCAUUGGCCCCUGCGGAUAAAGGGUGUUCCCAGGGAGGCAGGCGGUGGACCGGAUCCUAUUUUAGUGCCAGGGGAUGGCUCCCUCCCCGCAGCACCGCUCCGUCUGGGGUCGUGCUGGAUUCUGUUCAGAGUGAUAAAGCGGCCAGGGCAAGCGGCUGAUUUUUACGUAGUGACUUUACAGAAAUACUAUGUGUCACUUAGGGAGCUGUAGCUUGAAUACCCCGCUGUUUACGAAUGAACGUAGGUAAGAUGAAUGUGCAGCAACCACGAGUUGAAUAGAAAAGGGCAAGAAAUGAAGCGCCUCCGUAGCGUGGCGGGGGGAGCUCAGCAGGAAGCAGCUGCCGAGGUGUCCAAGGUGGAGAGGAUGGAAUCGCAGGUUUGAGGGGGAGGAUCACCUGUUCUGAGUAAGCUUGUAUGUUUUCCUUCAGAAGGUUUAAGUGUUGGUUUUCCUCUUGUCUGAGGCUUAUGCUUGCUCUGGCAUCUUAUCAGUGUGUUUCAGAAAGGUUUUAACAGUGAGGGGCUGCGCAAAAAUUGGUAGUUCUGUCUCUGAGCCUACACCCCGUUGAGUCCUUAUUGAAGAGCGUGUCCCGUAAUUCAGGUACAUGUGAAGAUUUCUUGGCUGUGUAGAGUGGAAACCAUUGAUUGUCGUGCCCUCAUUUCUGCCUGUUCUGUGUUGGCAAGAGAGAGUGCCCAAAUGAGCAAGAUAUCGCAGCAGAACAGUACUCCAGGAGUGAAUGGAAUAAGUGUUAUUCAUACUCCGGCUCAUGCCAGCGGCUUACAGCAGGUUCCUCAGCUGGUGCCCGCUGGCCCUGGGGGAGGAGGUAAGGCUGUGCCUCCAAGCAAGCAAAGUAAAAAGAGUUCACCCAUGGAUCGAAACAGUGAUGAGUAUCGUCAACGCAGAGAGAGGAACAACAUGGCUGUGAAAAAGAGCAGGUUGAAAAGCAAGCAGAAAGCACAGGAUACCCUGCAGAGAGUGAAUCAGCUCAAAGAAGAGAAUGAACGGUUGGAAGCAAAAAUUAAAUUGCUGACUAAGGAAUUAAGUGUACUGAAAGAUUUGUUUCUUGAGCAUGCGCACAACCUUGCAGACAACGUGCAACCUAGUAACACUGAAAGUAUGACAAGUUCUGAUAAUGCAGGACAGUAGACUGCACCUCUUCCCAACUUCACAACUUGUGGCUUGAACAUGAAAGGUGUUGACAACCUACACCACUCAUAUCAAUGGCUGAACAUUGUCUUGUUCCAUUACCCAAAAGAUCCAUUGAAGGUUGUUUUCUAGGAUCAGCACUGAAGAGUUAAUUAGCUAAAAUUGUUAGCCAUGUAGUUAAAAUUUCUGGUUUUAAAUGAUAUUGGGAUAAAGAAACAAAUUUUUAAGGUAUAUGGUAAAAAAAAAAAAAAAAAAAAAAAAAAAGUCCCAGACCUGGAUGUUCUUAAUAAAUCCUGACUUCCCAAGAAAUGCUUUUUUUUAAAGGUUGACAAAAGGAAUGAAGAAUUGGCAGGUCAUUCAGAAGGUUCUGGAUUUUAAUGGAAAUGGUUAAUUGGAUUAAGAAAAAUUGAAUGCUGUUUGUGAUAAUCUAUUUGUGAUUUCAUUCUAAAUUAUGUAUUAAAAAUCCUUAGGGCUGUAGAAACCAA